This is a messenger RNA of Heterotrigona itama, 3824 nucleotides long. Lineage: Eukaryota; Metazoa; Arthropoda; Insecta; Hymenoptera; Apidae. The record is from the annotation of a GenBank genome assembly.
AUGAUAUUUAACAUACAAUUUCCAAUACGUAUACGUGUAUGUAUUAUUCGUAUACUUGCGUACACGGAAUUCUUUUCGCUUAUUUAUUUGUUUUAUAUUUAUAUUUAAUAUCUGUAUAAUUGAAAGACUGUAUUGUAUUUAUAUAUAUGUACUUUGUACGCAUACGUAAGUACGUAUUAUACGCAUAAAAAGUACAUUGUCGUACAUCUUCAUUUGGCGUUUAUUAUAAUUGUUACUGCGGAAUGGUGUGAAUACAAAUUGUUAUUAAGUAACGCGUGUGAAAGACUUUGGUUUCUCUUUGAUAAUAUUUUUCAACGACAUUUACUUUCACGUAUCGACAACACAACUACAGAAAUAUUAUGCAAAGAAUGUUAAUUAAUUAUAUAGUUAUAUAAUCUGUUAUAUUUGACACCUUUAAAGAUCAGUUCUUUGUUCUUAUGGAAGAGAAAAUUGCCCUUCUUAAAACUAAACUCGUUAAUGAAAAAUACGACAAAAGUUUCACUUUCCAUAUGAUUCUUAUAUGAUAGAAUAAACAAACUAGUUAACGAAAGUAUUUUAUAUUUUCGUAUCAAUUUACAAAAAGAAUAUUACUUUUUUAAUUCUUUUCGUUUAAUUGCGCAUUAUUAGUACAGAAUUAUUAUUGAAUAUUGUACAAGAUUAAUGAGUACGUUUGAUAAUGCGAAUUGAUAAACAUGGCUAUUAAAAAGAUAAAAUACAGACGGAGCAAGACUCUCACUGUAUGAAAUGUAACAUUGAGAUACUGUAAAUUCAUGUUCUUUCUUUUCACAUGAAAAAUAUGUUCCACUUAAUAAAGCACGAGUCUCGUAGAGCGUAUGUUAGUUACACAAGAUCAGUGACAAGAAAACAGAAUUUAUCAUCCAGAAUACAGCUUCCAAGUCACGCAGAUGUUGUGAUAAUAGGUGGAGGUAGUGCUGGUUGCAAUGCGCUUUAUCAUUUGGGGAAACGUGGGAUCAAUGCUGUGCUAUUGGACAAGUCAAAAUUAACAUCUGGUACUACGUGGCACACCUCGGGUCUUGCAUGGAGUAUACGAGGUCCAAGUGAUGUUGAGAUGGAAUUAUUAGGUGCUACAAAGUGCAUCUUCAACUCUCUGGAAAAGGAAACUGGAAUAAAUCCAGGGUGGAUAAAUAAUGGUGGAGUUUACGUUGCACGUUCCAGCGAACGAUUGAACGAAUUUAGAAGAUUGAUCACUGGUUCCAAAAUUUUUGGUAUUCCAGCAUAUUUAAUUUCUCCCCGAGAAACAAAAGAGUUGUUCCCUUUGUUGGAUGAGAACAUUAUUCAAGGAGCAAUUUAUUCUCCAGAAGAUGGUGCCAUUGAUCCGACCAUGUUGAUCAACGCUUUGACAAAAUCAGCAAAAAGUAAUGGUUGUCAGAUUGUCGAAGACUGUCCUGUUACAAAGAUACUCACAAAGGAAACUAUCGGGAAUAAUAAAAAGGUUUAUGGCGUAGAGACGCCAUAUGGAAUUAUAAAAACAGACGUUGUUCUCAAUGCUGCCGGAGCUUGGUCAAAAAAUGUAGCAAACAUGAUUAACGCGAAUAUUCCUCUAACACCGAUGAAGCAUGCUUACGUUGUUACAGAACCAAUAAAAGGAUUGGAAAAUCUUCCAAAUGUUAGAGAUCCUGAUGCGACUUUGUGCUUUCGAAUUCAGGGUAGCACAAUAGCUAUAGGUGGUUAUGAACAAAAUCCUAUUAUACUCCCAUCUGCUCCAGAGAACUUUUCAUUUUGCCUCUAUGAAUUAGAUUGGAACGUCUUCAACGCACAUUUGGAAUCCAUGACUCGGUUGAUUCCUCAACUAUCGACAACUGGAAUAAGAACUACAGUAUAUGGACCAGAAAGUUUCACUCCUGAUCAUAAACCAAUUAUGGGUGAAGAUCCAUAUUGUUGUGGAUUCUUUUACUCUUGCGGUUAUAAUAGUGCCGGAAUGAUGUUAGGAGGUGGAUGUGGAGAACAAAUUGCGCAUUGGAUAAUUCAUGGGCAACCAGAUAAAUACAUGUUCGACUACGACAUCAGAAGAUUUUUACCAGAACAAAGAAACAAUGUGGUUUGGAUACGUGAAAGGUGUCACGAAGCCUAUGCAAAAAAUUACAGCAUUGCAUUUCCACAUGAUCAACCAUUGAGUGGUAGAAAUCUCAAAUUGGAUCCAUUUCACAGUGUAAGAUACAUACUGUUCUUUAUUUCACAAUGUCAAUAUUUAGUGAACACACAACGAACAAAUUGUCCUCACUCACUUGCUCAUUUGUCGCAACAGUCACUUGUUGAGAAAGGUGCUGUUAUGGAAGAAUACCAAGGUUGGGAACGUCCUGCGUGGUUCUUUUCAACUAACAAAGUAAAAAUUUUAUCGUACGAUUAUGGUGGAUAUUACGGAGUAGCAAAAAAUCAGAAUGAUAAUUAUCGUGCAUUGUUAGAAAAGGAACGUGGUUUUCAUUUCUCGCCAUAUGACGAAAUAAUUCGAGAAGAAGCCCUUGCUUGUCGUCAAAAUGUUGUUUCAUUCGACACAUCUCAUCUUGGAAAAUUCUAUCUUCAUGGACCUGACGCUCAAAAUGCAGCAGAUUAUUUAUUCACUGCAAGGACGGAUUGCAACUUCGAUAAGACGGUUUACUCUUGUAUGUUGAAUCAUGCUGGAGGAGUAGAAGCAGAUUGCACAGUUACAACGUUGGAGCCCGGUUCCAAUGGAAUUGUAAAUCCAAUAUUUAAAGGAAAAGCCUAUUAUAUCGUCUCAAAUGGCACGUCAGUUUAUCACAUGAAGAAAGUAAUUACAGAAAAGAGUUUUAACGUAUCUUUGCACAAUGCUACCGAGGAAAUUGGAAUUUUAUCGGUGCAAGGACCCAACAGCCGAAAAGUAAUCGAAACAUUGAUCGAGGAUGAAAUCUCAGACGAAUCCUUUCCUUACUCAACUACAAAAUUGGUAAAGAUUAAAAACGAAACGGUACGCUUAAUUAGACUUAGUUCCGUUGGUGAACUGGGUUUCGAAUUGCAUAUCCCAAUAUCAUCUUGCCAAUUAGUCUACAAAACAUUAAUAGAUUGCGGUAAAUCACAUGGCAUGAAACACGCCGGAUAUCGAACGCUAUAUAGUCUCAGUUGCGAGAAGGGAUACCUUCUUUGGGGUUCAGAUCUCAGAACAGAUGAUAAUCCCAUUGAAGCUGGGCUUGGAUUUACUUGCCGUGAGACUGGCGAGUAUCUGGGAAAAGCGGUUGUUGACCGAUUGCGAAAGAUCGGUAUAAAAAGGAAACUGGUACACGUUCGUUUAAACAAUGCUGUUCCAUUAUGGGGUAUGGAACUUAUUUACAGAAACGGAUGUCUCGUUGGUUAUUUACGUCGUGUCGAGCAGGGUUACACCAAUAGAAAUGCUAUUGGACAUGGGUACAUCAGACAUCCUAAUGGGGAAAACGUAACAAAGGAAUUUGUAGAAAAUGGCAAUUAUGAAAUUGAAGCUAUGGGCAAACGAUACACGGUGGAUCACUGUUACUGAAAUAUGUUUAAUCUUCUUGAUGAAAUACCGUUCCAGGAUACACGAAUAAAUACGAUUUGCAAGUUUGAAAGAUUUUAAAAAAUUAAACUUCCUAUUUACAUCUACCCUGCUAAUGGAUUGGCAUGUAUAGUUACACUAUUUAUUCGAGUUUCUGUAAGAGGCCUGUAAUUUUUAGGAUUUAUUGGCAAUUUUUCCAACUGUUCAAGAGUUUCCAAACCAUCUAUUACCCUGAAAGCAACAAAAAAUUCAUUCAUUAAACGAGUCAAAUUCAACAGGUUUAAAUAUUAAAAUAAAUUGGAGAACAAGCAUAUUUACUUUCCAAAUAAAGUGUACUUCA